AUGAAAAUUGGAUUACAGCAAAGAUUCGCAAUAUGCAAUCUGAUUGCAUCCAUUGUAUUUUUAGUUUUGGGACUUACUUAAUUGAUCAAUGCAUUGGAUUCUGGACUAUUUGUUAUUGUGGAUAUCAUAUUUUCCUUGAUUUUUCUAUUGUUAGACUACAAAUAAAAGUUUAUUUGUUCAACAGGAGAUUAUUACUUAGCUCUAACUUAAUUGAUUAUCUAGAUAGUGGAGGUUGAAAUGACUAUAAACACUGAGGAGAAGGGAAUUUUCAUAUUCAUCAUACUGAAACUUUUGGCCUUGACUUAAGUUCUCCAAGUAUAGUUACUUUAGAAAUUAAUAUAUUUCACAGUGCUCAUAUAUUCAAUCAUAAGAUUCAAUGAGUAUUAAUACCCAAUAUCCUAUUUAGGAUUUACGUUCUCUCCUAUUUUUCUGUUCCAAGAAUAAAACGACCAAAAUGACCUUUUAAUGCUACUCAAGGAGAUCUUGCCAGUGCCUUUGUUGGUGAUAGAUAAAUUUUCUCGGAAAUCUCUCUAUCAUACCAAGGCUUUGGAAAAUGAAUACAAAUACGAUUAAAGCCAUUCGAAUGAAUUUAUGGAUUGUUUGUAUCACUUUUCUUCAGACAACUAAAUUAAACUCUAAACCCUAUUCGAAAAUUCUAAAGACUUUUUAUACAAACCCCAAAACAGCUUCAGAUCCAUAUUUUCAGAAGUCAUGGACAAUUGCUAAUAUAUAGCAACGAGUCCUUUGUUUCAAAAGUUCUUUGAAUUAGGUGCAGCUCACAAUGAGGAAUAAAACGAAGAGCAACAAAAAUUCUAGAAUUAAAACUUUCCUGAAAUAAUGAUUGACACUCCAAAAUACCUUCAGUUUUGCAGAGCUCCAAUGUAGUUAAGCGAAGAGACCCCGACGAAUAAAAAGUCUAAAAUAAUGGAAGAAUUCUUGAUUUAGAGUCAAUGUUAAAGAAAUGUGUGCGUAAGUGAAUUGAAGAGGAAGAAAUUGAAACUCUUCUUUAACCACUGUUUUUGGAAUAAAAAUCAAGCUUUCGUGUUGAUAUUUCAAAACAAGGAGACGGAAAAAUCAAUGAAUGCAUUAUAGUAACAAUUAUCAGAGUCAAAAUAAAUCUGUGAAAAUAAAGAUAUGAUUCUUGCUACUGUUUUCCAUGAUUUCAAAACUCCAAUAAAUGGAAUCGUGGCUAUUUUGGAGAGUUUGGAAGGCAAUUAGAAUUUGAAUGCAUAGGAGAAAUAUCUUCUAAAUAUUAUAAGAACAAAUGUUUAUCUUAUGUUAUACAUGAUUUAUGAUAUAUAGGAUUAUGCAAGAAUAGAAAAGAAUCAACUCAGACUCUGCAUUAGCGAUUUUUAUAUUAAUGAAUUGAUAGAUGAAGUUAUUGAGACCAUAGCGAUUUCAGCUGAAUAAAAAGGAGUUGAAAUUAAGACCUUUUAUGAUAUUCCCUCUUAUCAAGUGUAUUCGGAUCCCAAUAGGAUCAAGUAGGUUAUCAUGAAUAUCUUGUCUAAUUCAUUGAAAUUCACUGAAAAAGGUAGUAUAACAAUCACUAUUUAAUCUUUAAAUACUGAUAAAUCUUAACACAUAAAGAGGAGCAAUUCCUCGAAAAACAUCAAUUAUGGAAAUGGCAAUUAAUCAAUUUCUCAGAUUCGAAAGUCUCUUUAAGGCAAACAACCUCCAGUGUCUUCCAACAAACUUGUAUACACAAUCUCAAUUGAGGAUACAGGCUGUGGAAUUGCUGAUUCGAUCAAACCAAAAUUAUUCAACUUGUUUGCUACUUUCUCAUCUUAAAAAAUAGAAAAUAAGAAUGGCACUGGGAUAGGUCUAAUGGUGUGUAAAAAACUAAUAAGUUUAUUGGGGCCAUCAGAUACAAUAGAUUUGUAAAGCUAAGUAAAUGUAGGAACCAAAAUGACAUUUUAGAUUUAUGCUAAAUUAUAAGAUUCUUCUUAUAAAAUCACAAAUUACGUUAGUUGUUUUAAAUAGGAGAACAGUUCUCAACACUUGAGCAAUUUCCAUAACGAAGACUCUCCGAAUGCAAAAGAUAAACCUUAUUAAUAAUCUGUAUUUGUCAGAUCAUCGUAUCUAAGAUUAUACACGAAACCUUUGGAAAAGGCUGAGACUGAGAUGAAUGAGCCUUCAAUAGAGGAUAGCGACCAAUCGAAAUAAAAGAAUAUUCUGCGAUUUUAGUCGAUAUCUUAGAAAUCUUAGAUUUAAAAGUGUCUACAAUCAUAAGAUUCUUUGGAUGUGCAAGAUCCUAAAUAAAUACUUCAAUAGUUGAUUCAAAGCAAGAAGUUUAGUAUUCUAAUUGUGGACGAUCAAAUAUUUAAUGUGAUGGCUGUUAAACUGCUACUAUAAAAUUUAAUACCUUAAGCAGACAUAAUUGAAGCCUAUAAUGGAUAAUAAGCGAUAAAUAAAUUAUGCCAGUAUCAGAGGAGUUUAAACAUAAAGUAUGUGUUUAUGGAUUUGCAAAUGCCUAUCGUAAAUGGAUGGUAAGCAGCCGAAACAAUUCGAAAGAUGAUUAAUAAUAAUGAAAUCGAUAAUAUAAAAUUGAUUGCUUUGUCAGGAUUUGACGAUGAAUCUUAAUAGGAGAAGUGUGAAAAAUUAGGAUUUGAUGCUUUCCUUUCAAAACCAAUUAGAACCGAAAUGAUUUCAGAAGUGUUCUCUCAACUUGAAGAGCUUUGA
Molecule: messenger RNA, 2679 nt
Organism: Paramecium tetraurelia
Lineage: Eukaryota; Ciliophora; Oligohymenophorea; Peniculida; Parameciidae
Exons: 5
Biological process (GO): phosphorylation; phosphorelay signal transduction system
Molecular function (GO): phosphorelay sensor kinase activity
Source: RefSeq, a predicted model, not a curated record